CCGUUUUUUUUUUUUUUGAGGUCCGUUGACUGACAACAAACAUGGAUGCCAACUGCACAUUGGUUUGCUGUGAAGAGGAGAGAGAAGACGAUAAAGCUGCUAUUGUUCAGUUCUCUAACGGCAUCCUGAGGAACACACAGCAGCUGGACUUCAGCUUCUAUAAGAACGUGGACCAGACCAACCCGAGGAAGAAGAACCGACGCAUGCUGGUUGCAGAAUCAGACAGACUCUCCUAUGUUGGUAAUAACUUUGGAGCAGGAUCCUUGAAAUGCAACAACCUUUGCAAGUAUUAUGUCGGGGUGCUGAACAAGGAGACCAUGAGGAUGGAGGUGCACAACGCUCAACUCUUCAACAUGCAGCCCGUCAUCCCAGGGGAGGCGUCUACAGAGAAUGACGCGUCCCAGAACACAGAUCUAACAUACAGGGAAAAGGUGGACUCUCUGAUCGAGGCGUUUGGCACCAACAAGCAGAAGAGAGCUCUGACCUCCAGGAGACUGAACCAGGUGGGCAGUGAGACCCUGCAGAGCGCUGUGGCAAAGGCUGCCCAUUCCAUCAUAGACCAGAAGGGCCUGGAAGCCCUUCAGCAGGAAGUUGUUCAGGCAGAAUCCCAGUCUGCAGUGUCUCAUUACCUUCCUCCCUGCUACCCCGACGCUGACACACCUCAACAGGUCUACCUGUUUGACGACAUCCUGUCUCCGGUGGAGUACGAUGUCCUGGAUGCUGCUGGCUCCAAGAUGGCCGCCCUGACCCCUGAGGAACUACAGAACUUAACAGAUGAAGGGUGUCAGAGCGUGGUGUGUCAGUUGGAGAGCCUGCCCAGAGAGGGCGUGGCCCGAGAGAGACAGGCUCGCUGUGCCUUCUACCUCCUCCUGCUGCUCAAACUGGCACGGCAGAAAAACAUGACUCGCAAGUUCGGGCAGGAAGAGGGCUGUCCUCGUAUCAUCCACAUCAAGCUGAUGAGGACCUUCACCGUGGAGACCUUCAAUAACGGCAGGGUGCAGUACGUGGUGUCUACGUCGAUGCGUGUGAAGGUGGCAGCGUACUGCCUGGCCCUGCUGCUCCACAUGGGAGACAUGACCGCUGACCUCACCCUGUUACACAGAGACCUGGGGGUCACAGAGAAACGGAUGGUGGAGGUGGCCAAGUCGAUGGGGUUGACCCUGUCCAGACACGGCUGUGUGACGGGGGACAGCGACGGGCCGACGGCCGAGAACAGACUGGCGUCUCUGCAGCUGCCGCUCGUCAAAUACCAAACGUUCACGGAGAUACGCAAACGCAAAAAAAUGCAUUAGAGGAAGACGAGGGGAAACGCUUCCUAACACACCGGCAGCGUCGUCUGGUUUUUGUCCGAAGUUUCAACGUUCAACUUUUCUGUCAAGCCGCCUGCAGCAGACAGUCUGAUACAUCCAACGCGACGCUCUACCCAGAACGCACUGCGACUGCCUCUGAAAACGCAGCGCGUCGUUUUA
Molecule: messenger RNA, 1469 nt
Organism: Oncorhynchus masou masou (cherry salmon)
Lineage: Eukaryota; Metazoa; Chordata; Actinopteri; Salmoniformes; Salmonidae
Product: DNA-directed RNA polymerase I subunit RPA49-like
Exons: 12
Coding region: 42-1292 (416 amino acids)
Biological process (GO): transcription elongation by RNA polymerase I; RNA polymerase I preinitiation complex assembly; DNA-templated transcription
Cellular component (GO): RNA polymerase I complex
Molecular function (GO): DNA binding
Source: RefSeq, a predicted model, not a curated record